AUGGAUGGAGCCCUAGGCGUAGAAGCCAUCGCAAGCUGUGGCUACCAAUCGUCAGCUAUGGAUGGAGCCUACAAUGCCUCAUGCAAGUUCAUAGCAGCAUUCAACUAUAUAUUGACCUACUCUGGUGGAAAGAGGUAAAA
Messenger RNA from Strongylus vulgaris, 140 nucleotides. The record is from the annotation of a GenBank genome assembly. NCBI's taxonomy places the organism in Eukaryota, Metazoa, Nematoda, Chromadorea, Rhabditida, Strongylidae.